Triticum aestivum (bread wheat) is the source of this 1316-nucleotide messenger RNA. Its product is annotated as beta-1,3-galactosyltransferase 6. Lineage: Eukaryota; Viridiplantae; Streptophyta; Magnoliopsida; Poales; Poaceae. The coding region runs from base 87 to 1124 and encodes 345 amino acids. Gene Ontology annotation, molecular function: hexosyltransferase activity. Gene Ontology annotation, cellular component: membrane. The record is from RefSeq and is a predicted model, not a curated record. The transcript has 2 exons.
GCAAGAACAUUUCCCAUUGGCAAACGACAGAACAGCUUAGCAGUGCCUCAAUUCCACACCUCGUGACCUGGUACUGCUAUAUAUGUAUGCGCCCAUGUGUGCCGUGCACCAUUGCACACAAACGCCAAGGUCGAGCAAUGUCGUCGCCGUCGUACUCGUCGUACCUCGGGAGGCCGGCCUACUGCGCCAUGGCCCUCGUCCUCCUCCUCACCCUGCUCUGCAUCACCUUCCCCGCCUACCUGCGCAACCCGGUCAGCGUCGCCAGCUGCUUCACGGGAGCCGACGUCCGUGCCGCCGCCGCCCAACCAGCGGCGUCAGCGUCGGCGGCGUUGGUGGCGGACGACGGGGGCCGCCGCCCGGACCAGCUCAGCAUCCUGGUCGGCGUGCACACGAUGCCCAAGAAGCACUCCCGGCGGCACCUGAUCCGGAUGGCGUACGCGGUGCAGCAGACGGCGGCCCUCCGCGGCGCCGCGCGCGUGGACGUCCGGUUCGCGCUCUGCGCGCGGCCGAUGCCGGCCGAGCACGGCGCGUUCGUGGCGCUGGAGCGCCGCGCCUACGGCGACGUGCUGCUCUUCAACUGCACCGAGAACGCCGAGGACGGCAAGACGUACACCUACUUCGCGGACCUGCCGGCCAUGCUCGGCGCCGCCGGGGGCGAGGGACGCCCGCGGCCGUACGACUACGUGAUGAAGGUGGACGACGACACGUACCUCCGGCUGGACGCGCUGGUGAAGACGCUGCGGCGGGCGCCGCGGGAGGACAUGUACUACGGCGUGGGCCUGCCGUUCAUGGACCGAAAGUCGCCGCCGUUCAUGCUUGGCAUGGGGGACGCGCUCUCCUGGGACCUCGUCCAGUGGAUCGCCACCUCCGACAUGGUCAGGAGGAAGGCCAAAGGCGUGGAGGAUGUGACCACGGGGAACUGGCUGAACGAGGGGGGCAAGGCCAAGAACAGGGUGAACAUCUUCCCCAGGAUGUACGACUACAAGAGCGCCGAGGCCAAGGAUUUCCUGGAGGACACCAUCGGCGUGCACCAGCUCAAGGAGGACAUCAGGUGGGCGCACACGCUGGCGCACUUCAACGCCACCUACGGCGACCUCCGGCCUUCCAGAGAGGGGAGCUCAUAGAUUCAUACCGUAUGUGGAAGACCAGUAAAUUUGCAGUCAAACUGCCUCACUGAAGGGCAGCCUGCCUAGAAAUCCAGCAGUUUCACAUGCAUAUCAUACAUUUGGCAUUAAUUAAACACUGAAUUCCAGAGUUUCCAAACAGGGCCUGAAUGUUGCAUUAUUUUCCACUUAUAAGAGCAUCAUUUCUCUGCA